Tribolium madens (black flour beetle) is the source of this 2242-nucleotide messenger RNA. Its product is annotated as lipase member H-B-like. Gene Ontology annotation, molecular function: lipase activity. The record is from RefSeq and is a predicted model, not a curated record. Gene Ontology annotation, biological process: lipid metabolic process. The coding region runs from base 70 to 1071 and encodes 333 amino acids. NCBI's taxonomy places the organism in Eukaryota, Metazoa, Arthropoda, Insecta, Coleoptera, Tenebrionidae. The transcript has 6 exons.
GGACAGGUAAUCCCCCCAUUUUGCAUUUCGACUGGCACCAAGUCAAAUCGUGUUUUGAGUCCGUAGAACAUGGGUGUUUCUGAUUUUUUGUUUGUGUGCUUAUUAGGUGCAUUGCCAGGUCCUCCCUCGGUUUCAAUUAAUGAUGCCAUCGUCCAGCUCUACCCCAUCAAUAAACACAAAUGUCACAAAAUUGAUCCGAUUAGGGACAUCGCGUUUCAGCUCUAUACCGUACACAAUCCUCUGGAAGCACAAAACCUGAUUAUAGGCGAUGAUAAAUUACUCGCGGAAUCUUAUUUCAAUUUCUCUCAACCUACAGUUUUUUACUUCCAUGCUUUCUUCGAGUCCUCCUCCACUACAUCUGCCACUCAAAUCAGAACAGCGUAUUUACAAAGAGGCGGCUACAACAUAAUCCUCUUAAAUGCCCCUCGGCUCGAAGCCGGCCCUUGGUACUACACCGCCGCUAGAAACACCCAAAUCGUAGGUGAAUACACGGCGAAAUUGAUUGAUUAUUUAGUAUCCAGAGGAAUGCACUUGCCCAGUUUGCACCUAAUUGGGCUAAGUCUGGGGGCCCAAAUGGCCGGUGUUUGCGGCCAAAGCGUCAAAAGUGGUCGAAUUUUCAGGAUAACUGGUCUCGACCCUGCGGGACCUUUGUUUAAAAAGUGGCCGAAAAGUUUGCGAUUGGAUAAAGACGACGCGGAAUUUGUGGAUGUGAUUCACUCCGAUGCUGGCAUUUUUGGGUUUCCGAGGUCUUUAGGGCAUGUGGAUUUCUGGCCUAAUCGGGGUAUUUCCCCCCAGCCCGGGUGUACGAAAAGCGAAGUCAAAGUAACUCUUCCUGAUAAUGUGAUUGCACUUCUUUUUUGUAGUCACUGGAGAUCUUAUCAAUUUUAUGCUGAGUCUGUGAUAAAUCCUCAAGGAUUCGUGUCAGUACCCUGCGAUUCCUGGCAGGAUUAUUUGAACGGGGAGUGUAGACCGACCGCACCUGUUUCUAAUAUGGGUUUCAAUGUUGAUUUAAAUGCCCGAGGCGAUUAUUACCUAAGGACGUCGUCACAAUCACCUUUCUCACUUGAAUAAGACUGGAUUUCUUACGGUAGUUAUUCCUGCAGGUAAACCAUAAUCUGAUCUAAUUACCUAAUAGGUAAUUUAAUUCCUUGAAGUAUUAUCUUAAAUACUUAUUAAAAAAAAUAAUUAUAAUAUUAGUACAUGGUGAUUCUGAAAUGUCGGGCCAACUCUCGAAUGGUGAUAGAAGACUUUCAGCAAAGCAUAAAAAUGAAUGCAUAUUAUUUUUCGGGAAAAAAGGGAAAAAACAGAUCUGAGAAUUUCCAUAUUUUAUCAUGUAAGCUCCUUUGUUUCCGAUGUUGUCGGAUUUAAUUUAUUGUUGAAUUUGCUAGUUUGUUAAAUGUUUUGUGCAUAGACUGGUGAUUUUUUUCAACAGAUCUUUCGCGAACUAAAUUCAAGAAAACAUGAAUGUACACAAACUUAACCCAAAAUAUAACCUUUGAAAACUAUAUUUCGUGAAAAAAGCUGAAACAUUUUUUGUCAUGGGAACUUUUAACUCAGUUACAUGUUUUUUUUUUUAUCACUAUUUAUGAGAUGGUCCGAGACUUUUGAAUCAAUCUGUAUAAUAACAUAGUCUUGCGAAAUACUACCUAGAAUAAUUAAUUCGAUACAUGAUUAAUUGUUGUGUUUAAUAUUUACCUAUCUAUUUUAAUUGUACAAAAAGAAAAAAAAAGUUGAAUGUGUAUAGUUUGUAAACAGACAUUUUUCCUAUUAACAAAAAUAGUGAAAAAUAUUAGUCUUGGUAUGUUUAUAGAAAUUUUCAAAAAAAAUGCCUUAAUAUAACAUGUCGUAUAAAAAAUAACGAUGUUGAGUUAGGUAGGUACAUUUUUAAUACUAAUUUAAGAUUUAAAAGCUGGAAUAACUUGUAUCUGUGUUCAUUUAAAAAAAGCUCGCAGUAGGCGAACGUAUGUAAUGUCCACUAAUUAGUUUUAAUUAUUUGUUAUUUUGACAAGUGGAUAAAUGAAUUAAUUAAAGACAUGCAAAAUAUUUGUCAAAACACUCUGGAGUUUUUCUUAAAUGAACACAUGUUUUAACUUUUCAUUUACAAUAAAGUAAAACCAAAGUAAAAAAAUUAAAUUAUAUUUAUAGAAGUAACCAGUAUCAAUAUUUUGCGGUAAUAUUAAGUUACUUAUAAUGUGUAAUUUAUUUGUUAUAAAAUGUGAUAUAAAAAUUUUAAUAAACUGUU